Oncorhynchus masou masou (cherry salmon) is the source of this 11260-nucleotide messenger RNA. Its product is annotated as nucleosome-remodeling factor subunit BPTF-like. Gene Ontology annotation, molecular function: RNA polymerase II cis-regulatory region sequence-specific DNA binding. The transcript is spliced from 32 exons. The record is from RefSeq and is a predicted model, not a curated record. Gene Ontology annotation, cellular component: NURF complex. NCBI's taxonomy places the organism in Eukaryota, Metazoa, Chordata, Actinopteri, Salmoniformes, Salmonidae. Bases 252 to 8894 code for a protein of 2880 amino acids. Gene Ontology annotation, biological process: regulation of transcription by RNA polymerase II.
CUCCAUACAGGGCCUGCUGUCUGUUUUCAGUGGAGGGAGAUAUCCGAAGAAAAAUGGCGACUGCAGGCGACCUAAAGCGGGACGCCGGCCAUUCUAUUUGAACAUUCUACAAAAAAUUGAGCCCGGGGCUUGGUGGGGCUAAUUGUGACUAUCGCAACGUUGGUUAGGGUUUCCGAGGUUGCCCGGUUUCUCGGGUUUGUGUGGACUAGUCGCGCGCUAAAAUUGAAAUUAAAAAUAAUACAUCUGCUACAAUGCGAGGGAGAAGAGGAAGGCCGCCCAAACAGGCAGCGGAGAUGCAGGAGGUUUCCCCUGGGCCAGUUCGCGGUUCAAGAGGGAGAGGGAGAGGUAACCGUGGUAGGGGAAGGGGCCGAGGACGUGGCCGCGGACGGGGUUCGGUGGUGGAUACCAGCGAUACAGAAAUUAAUCGGAGAGAAAACUACCAUUCGUCCAGGGGCCGGAGGAAAGUUGGAGCAGCGACGACAUCGCGGGGCAGAGGAAGAGGCAGGGGUUCGAGAGGUGGUCGCGGCAGCAGGGGGAGACGGCCACUGUGCAAGGUGGUCUACGAUGACAACAGCGACGAGGAAGAGGAUAAUAUUAGUUUGAGGUCGGAGGAAGACGAACUUUUACACGAGAAUCCUUCCUCAGACUACGAAGAGGAGGCCGUGGGCAAUGAGUCCGAUUUUCUGGAAGAAUUACCAGAUGAGGAUGAUGCUAGCUUCUGUACAGAUAGCAGCUUUCGGAGCCAUGAUAGCACGCAGGGCAGCACUCCAGGCCGGAGGGGCAGACACCCGCACCGGCCCCGCUCGCCCAUCUUCGAGGCCAAGGAGGUGCCCUCCCUGGAGCUGCCCAAGUCCUCAGAGGACUUGCUGGUGCCGGCCAAUCAGCUCCUCAACGUCUCGGCCGUCUAUGAGGUGCUGCGCAACUUCGGCUCGGUCCUGCGCCUCUCGCCGUUCCGCUUCGAGGACUUUUGUGCGGCGCUGGCAGGCCAGGAGCAGUGCACCCUGCUGGCUGAGACCCACACCGCCCUGCUCAAGGCCAUCCUGCGCGAGGAGGACACGUCCAACACUACGUUCGGUCCUGCCGACCUCAAGGACAGCGUCAACUCCACACUCUACUUCAUCGACGGCAUGACCUGGCCCGAGAUGGUGCGCGCCUACUGCGAGAGUGACCCAGAGUACCGGCAGGUGCUCCCUUUACUGGAGGGCGAGGAGUACCCCUACGAUCCCCUCGAGAGCAAAAUUAAGGUCCUUCAAUUCCUUGUGGACCAGUUCCUGGCCACCAACUUGGCUAGAGAAGAGUUAAUGUCGGAGGGGGUGGUGGCGUACGACGACCACUGCAGGGUGUGCCACCGGCUGGGAGACCUCCUCUGCUGCGAGACGUGCUCUGCCGUCUACCACCUGGAGUGCGUGAAACCGCCGCUGGUGGAGGUACCCGAGGACGAGUGGCAAUGCGAGGUGUGCGUGGCACACAAGGUGCCUGGCGUGGUGGACUGUGUGACGGAGGCGCAGAAGAGCAGGCCAUAUAUCCGCCAGCUGCCAAUCGGCUAUGACCGCCACCGCCGCAAGUACUGGUUCCUGGACCGUCGAGUCGUGGUUGAGGAGGACGGCGAGCAGGAGGACAAGACCAUCUGGUACUACAGCACCAAGGUGCAGCUGGCUGAGCUGAUUGACUGCCUGGACAAGGGCUACUGGGAGGCCGACCUGUACGCCACGCUGGAGGAGAUCAGGGACGAGGUGCACACGCACAUGGACAUCACCGAGGAGCUCACCAACAAGGCCCGCGGCGUCAACAAGUGCUUCCUCACCGCUGCCAACGAGGAGAUCCUGGACCGGCUGAGGGCCAAGCAGGAGGAGGUGAAGCGCCGGGCGGCCGAGGAGAGGGAGAAGGCGGAGGCGCAGAAAACUCUCCGGAAGGAGGAGGAGACGGAGGGGGGAGAGCCCAAGGAGAAAACUGAUGAACUCGAGAAGAAGGGAGAUGAGGGAGCAGGGGAGGGUAAGGCUGAGAAGGACAAUGACCAUGCGACCAAGGAGGGGACCACCGUUACAGCUGAGCUGGCUCCCUCUACUGGUGAUGGCUCCAUCCCUGAGGGAAGUAAGCCUGAUCUUCUGGCUCCACAACCCACCCUCCCCGCAACAGAGGCCCCCAGCCCUGCCGUGGGGGGGCAAGACCUCCCUACCGGGGCCCGAGAGUCUGGGGACGAGGCCCUAACCAACAUGGAGGGAAGGCAGGAGGCUGAAGAUAAGGCAGGUUCUGUGUCUAGCUCUCCCAGGGGAGAGGGGGUCCCCAGCCUGAGCCAGCUCUCUCAGCCCGGUGGUGAGGAGAACAGCAACAGCAGCACCAUUGCCAGGGAGGCCCCCAGGGUCCCGGAGGAGCCCGACCUAGCCGACAGAUCCUCUCAGUCUUCUAUCAACAGCCAGGACGACCAGGGGGUGAACGGCGAGACUAGUGGCAAGAGGACGGUUGUCACUCCGGGCGGCCGCAUGGUGACCCGCCUGCGUAACCCGGAGAGUAAGCUGAGCCAGCUGAAGAGCAAGAAGGUGGAGGAAGCCGUUCACGAGGCCAACAAGGGCUACAAGGAGGGCAAAGAGGUGCUGGUGGUGACCCCGGCGGGCGAUGUGUCGCGCCUCAGCACGCGCAGCCUAACAAGCAAGGAGGUGGUGAUGAAGGGCACAAACAGCCACUGCUUCAAGCUGGGCCAGGAGGGCAAGUUCCGCGUCUACCACAACCAAUACAGCGGAAAUACGCUGGCCCUCAACAAGCCCCAGCACCGGGAGGACCUGGACAAGCGGCGACACCUCUCGCACAAGUUUUGCAUGACGCCGGCAGGCGACUUCAAGUGGAACGGCUCCAUCCACGGCUCUAAAGUGCUGACCAUCUCCACGCUGCGUCUCACCAUCAUCCAGCUGGAGACCAACGUGCCCGCACCCUUCAUGCACCCCAACUGGGCCUCACACAGGAACAACUGGAUUAAGGCGGUGCAGAUGUGCAGUAAGGCCAGGGAGUUUGCCCUAGCCAUGGCCAUCUUGGAGUGUGCCAUCAAACCUGUGGCCCUGCUCCCUGUCUGGAAGGACUCUCUGGGACACACCAGGCUACACCGUAUGACGUCCAUGGAGCGGGAGGAGAAAGAGAAGGUGAAGAAGAGGGAGAAGAAGCUGGAGGACGAGGAGACCAUGCAGCAGGCCACCUGGGUCAAGUACACCUUCCCCAUCAAGCACCAGGUGUGGAAGCAGAAGGGAGAGGAGUAUCGUGUGACGGGCUGGGGCGGCUGGAGCUGGAUCAGCAAGACCCACGUGCACUGCUUCCUGACCAAGCUGCCCGGCAACACCAACGCCAACUACCGCGCUGAGCUGGAAGCUGCCAGACGUGGUGAGAAAUGCAACUUGCUGGACUUGGGUCCGAGGCCAAGGUUGUUCAAAACAACUGUAGCUGCAGAACCCCAGGGAAGCAGAAGACCCGUAGAGAAAGAUGGGGGUGCUGCCACCACCACCACGACCACCCCAGAGCCCUCAGCAGACCGCCUGUCGGGAGAGAAGACGAAGGAAAAGCUAGAGGAGGGAAAGAAAGAUGAGAGUGAUGGGCGAGCGAAAGUGAAGUUGCAAGACUCCACUGCAGAGGAGGCUGCUGACAAGAUGGAGGUGGACCCUAGCCUCUCAGACUCAGGACAAGAUGAUGAAAAAGGAACCAGCAGCAGCCCAGGGACCGAGACGACGGAGACGACGUGCGUGAAGCAGGAGCCCGGUGAGGGGAACGCAAGGCCCUUUAACUACGACGUGGUGGACGUGGCCCAGGGCUUCCUGACGCGUGUGGCCUACAAGAAGAAGGUCAAGGCCUCCAAGCUGGAUGGUCUGCUGGAGCGCCGCGUCAGGCAGCACGCCCUGGAGGAGAAGCAGAGAGCUCAGGGCGCCCUGGCCAAGCCUACCCCAGUAAAGACCACCGCGGUCCUGCCACAGACCCCACUCCAGACCCAGAGUCCCACAGUGAAAUUGGAGUUCAGCACCCCUUCGGUGCCACCUGCACUUGCUCCAUUGUCAGUCAAAGGGGAGGUGCAGGCGGACCCUUCAAAGACCGCUGAGGGGGUCCCUCAACCAGCCCCAGCGACCCCAGCUGAAGCAUCCCCACGAACACAAAACCAAAUGACCCCCCAGAAACAGGAGGGAGACCUCCCUGAGAGGACUAUAAGACCCACAGGGGUUGGUUCAGGGCAGGAGGGCUACACUGGCAGACCAUCAGAGUCUACCAGUGCCAAGCCCGCUUCCACCGAGGGUGCAGGACCUGAAGUUGCCAUUUUUAAAUCCCACUCCAAAAUGAUACCUCCAAGCACUAUAACCCAGGAGAGCAGCCAUAGUGCAGCUACCGUUCCUAAACCCCCCCAGCAAAGCACAGGGAAGAACGGGAAGGGGCCUGAGGAGAGGCAGGACAACGGACAGUGCAGCAUCGAGGCCAUCGCCACUGGGUCCCAGCCCUCCUCUCUACCUCAGAUCAAUGGAAAUGACAGUGUGGAGGCUAAAGCCUUGACCAACUCUUUACCAACUCCAAAUGAGGCCUCCAAUACUCUCACUAACAGCUCUGAGGUCAAAGUGAACAGCCUAGGCAAGGCGGAGGGAGAGGGUCAAGUAGUCUUGCCCCUAAAGCCCCUGCUCAACGGCAAUGUGGCCCCUGUAGCCGAGAGGACCGAGCCGGACAGCGCGGAACCAAGACCAGCUCCAAGGGUAGAGUUGGAGAGCAAGAUCAUAGUGUCGGAGCAGGACUACCAGCCCCCGGUGAAGGUGGCCAGGUUGGAAAACAACGUGGAGGCGCUCGGGUCUACGACCACUCAAAGCACCCAGCAGCUCAUCAACACCCAGCCCAUGGAAGUUAAGCCCGAUGCUACCACGACCAACAAAAUGCCCCCCUUGUCGGUGUGCUCUGCAGAGAAGAGCAGCAACAGUGGGGUGGGAUCUCUCUGUAACACCAUACUCACCCAGGUAACCACCACAACAACCACCACCACGGUAUCCUCAGAGUCUCGGCUAACGGCGGGCGUAUCAAGCUCUUCGGGGACGACGGCCGCGCCCAUUGUCUCAACCACCGAGAGCAGCGCGGUGUCCACACUCACCACCAUGACCAAAACCACUGUGACCAAAAUGCGCUCACCCACGCCCGACAGCCAAUCGGACGAGAGCCAGAGCGAAACGGUGACCGAGUACAAGACUGCACUCCUCGCCACCUGCAAGGAGUCCUCUCGUUCAACCUCCUCUGUUUCGGGGGACAUUACCUCGUCGACCUCCACCAAGGGCCGCGUUCACCUCCUCAAGUUCUCGCGCACCAAGAAGACGCGCUCAGGAACCGCCUUGCCAUCCUAUCGCAAGUUUGUUACUAAGAGCCAGCGUAAGAGCAUCUUUGUCCUGCCCAACAAUGACCUGAAGAAGCUGGCACGGCGGGGUGGCAUCCGUGAGGUGUCCAUCUUCAGCUACAACGCCAAGCCGGCCCAGGACAUCUGGCCCUACCCCUCGCCCAGGCCCACCUAUGGCAUCACAUGGAGGUACCGUCUCCAGACAGUGAAGUCCCUGGCAGGGGUCAGUCUGAUGCUGAGGCUACUGUGGGCCUGUCUGAGGUGGGACGACAUGGCCGUCAAGCCCUCCACCGCUGUAGGCACCACACGCACAGCCCUAUCCCCACUCAUUGCCACAGAGACCUCCGAGACGGAGAUCACUACCACAGAGAUUAUCAAGCGCCGCGACGUGGGGCCCUACGGCAUCCGCUCGGAAUACUGCAUCCGCAAGAUCAUCUGCCCCCUCGGGGCUCCCGAGACCCCGAAAGAGACCCACACGCCACAGAGGAAAGGCCUGCGCUCCAGCAACCUGCGGCCCAAGAAGCCAGAGCCCAAGAAGGAAACUGGGCCGGUGGUGAUUGAGUCCUGGGUUGCCGAGGAGGAAUUGGACCUCUGGGAGAUCAGGGCCUUCUCUGAGAGGGUUGAGAAAGAGAAAGCCCAGGCGGUGGAACAGGCCAAGAAGCGUCUGGACCAGAAAACUGGUGCUGGCUCUAUCAUCGUCACCACCCCGGGGAGCCCAGCCACCCCCGCUUCCACCCCCAAGGUAGUGACCCUAUCGGGCCAGGCCACCCCCGGAACCAAAGUGGUACUGGCCACCAAGAUGGGCACCCCCGUCACCUUCCAACAGAACAAGAACUUCCAGCAGUCAUUUGCUUCCUGGGUCAAGCAGGGGCAGCCCAGUGGAGCCUCGCCGGGCACGGUAGCCACGUCAGCCGGACAGACUUUCCAGAUCACGGGCACGUCCAUGGGGGGCAAGGUCCUCACCGCCAAGCUGCCGCUGCCCGCCAACAGCAAGAUUGUCACUGUCAACGUGCCAACCACUCAAGGAGGUAUGAUUCAGAAGCAGGUGCUGGGCAUCAUUCCCACAAGCCAAGCUGGCGGCGCCCAGACCUUCGCCUCGUUCCAGCCUCGCACCACAACCAUCAACAUCAGGCCAGGCAUGCCUGGCUCACCACAGCAGGUGCUCACCGCUGGAGGCCAGAUCCGUCCGGGGAUGACCGUGAUCCGCACGCCCAUCCAUCAGACAGGCACCAUGGGUAAGACCCUCCUCCAGACACCCCUCAUGGUGCAGCAAGGUCAGGCUGGCCAGCAGGUGGUGACCCAGAUCAUCCGUGGGCAGGCUGUGUCCACAGCCAUCUCAGGUGCCAGCCCCGUCACCACCGUGGCCGGGCAGAGGGUGGGCAGUGCCCCCAAAACCCCGGGCCAGCCCAACACGGCCCAGACACCCCAGCAGCGGGCACAGCAGGGCCAGGUCAAACUCACCCUGGCACAACUCACCCAGCUCACCCAGAAGCAGCAGAGCCAGGCAGUAGAGCGGCCAGGCGGCGGGGCCCAGGGCCUGACGGUGAUGAUCCAGGGCCAGGGCCAGGCCACGGGCCAGCUGCAGGUCAUCCCCCAGGGGGUCACGGUCAUCCCCGGGCCCGGUCAGCAGCUCAUGCAGGCGGCCAUGCCCAACGGCCAGGUCCAACGCUUCCUCUUCACCCCCAUGGCCCCUGCCGCUACCCCAACCUCCACAGCCCCCACCGCCCCGGGUCAGACCACCAAGGCCCCUGCCCAGCCCGCCCAGCAGGCUGCAGCUCCCAUCCAGGCCGGGGCCGCCCUGGCCACCAGCACCCCCCCAUCCGCCACCCCCCAGAGCCAACUCCCCUCCCAGACCCAGGCCCACAUGCCCAUCCAAUCCCCAACCCCCCUCCAGGUCAAGUCCCUCAAACACCCCCCCGGCACCCCCAUGGGCCGGCCCCAGCAGACCCUCCAGCUCCAGGGCUCCCCCCACCAGCUCAUCACCGUCCCGGGCCUCCAGCAACAGGUCCAGGUCCUGGCUCAGCUCCAGGCCCAACAGGGGACCUCCGGAGGCGCUCUCCCCCAGCAGAUCAAGCUCCAGCUUCCCAUCCAGAUACAGCAACCCGGGGUCGGUGGAGCCCAGCCUGGAGGUUCGAUCCAGAACGUGGUGACCAUCCAGACAGCCAGCGUGCAGGAGCAGCUCCAGAGGAUCCAGCAGCUGAGGGAGCAGCAGCAGCAGAAGAAGAGGCUGGCGGCCGAGGCCAAGCGGGAGCAGGCGCUGGCGGCAGCCAGUCAGAGCCACAUCAUCCAGAAACAGGUGGUGAUGAAGCAGAACGCAGUGAUCGAGCACCUCAAGCAGAAGAAGCCCAUGUCCCCCGCCGAGAGAGAGGAGAACCAGAGGAUGAUUGUGUGCAACCAGGUGAUGAAGUUCAUCCUGGACAAGAUCGACAAGGACGAGAAGCAGGCGGUCAAGAAGAGGAAGAAGGAGGAAGCAGGCGAGCAGAAGAGGACCAAGGCCAAUGCCACCAAGCUGUCGUCGCUGCUCUGCCGGCACAAGGAGACACUCAAGGCCGAGAUCCUCAAGAAGAGAGCCCUACUGGACAAGGAGCUGCAGCUGGAGACGCAGGAUGAGCUGAGGAGGGACCUCGCCAAGCUGCGGCGGGACAAGGAAAGGGCCCAGGCCGCCGCCCACCAGGCGGCCGCCGCCGCGCACACGCAUCAUGCCCUCGCACACACCUCCCAACUCAACCCGGCGGCCUUCGUCCACAAGCGGAAGCGAGAGGAGGAGAGGGACGCGGCGUCAACGGCUAACGCCAAGAAGAAGAAGAUGAUCACCACCACUACCUCAGACAGCAAGAAGGAGAUCAAGCUGUACUGUGUCUGCAGAACGCCCUACGACGAGUCCAAGUUCUACAUUGGCUGUGACCUGUGCACCAACUGGUACCACGGCGAGUGUGUGGGCGUCACCGAGAAGGACGCCAAGAAGAUGGACGACUACAUCUGCAGCGAGUGCAAGCGGGCCCAGGAGGGAAAGACCGAGGAGCUCUACUGCAUCUGCCGAACGCCCUACGACGAAGCACAGUUCUACAUUGGCUGCGACCGCUGCCAGAACUGGUACCACGGCCGUUGCGUGGGCAUCCUGCAGAGCGAAGCCAACCACAUCGACCAGUACGUGUGUCCGCAGUGCCAGUCCACAGAGGACGCCAUGACAGUGCUCACGCCGCUCACCGACAAGGAUAACGAGGGGUUAAGGAGAAUCCUGCGCUCCUUACAGGCUCACAAAAUGGCGUGGCCGUUCCUGGAGCCGGUGGACCCGAACGACGCCCCAGACUACUACGGAGUCAUUAAGGAACCAAUGGAUCUUUCUACGAUGGAGGAGCGGUUGCAGAAGCGCUACUACAUCAAGCUGACAGAAUUCGUGGCGGACAUGACCAAAGUCUUUGACAACUGCCGUUACUACAACCCCAGCGACUCGCCGUUCUACCAGAGCGCCGAGGUCCUUGAGAACUUCUUCGUCCAGAAGCUCAAAGGGUUCAAAGCCAGCAGGUCUCAUAACAACAAACUGCAGUCUACAGCAUCUUAGAAUACACAGUCGGCACUCCUUCUAAAGCUUACUGUCAAAAUGGCUGCCGAUGUGGUUCCCCCUGAACACUCAUACUCCAAUGGGGAAGCCAGGCUACUUCUUACGUGUCCACACACAUACCACCACACCUGUCGGACUUGGGAGUGGGAGUUACACCCCCGUUUAAAACCAGCACACACUCCUCGAAGAUCGUAGCCGACGCAUGCUUCAGGCCGAACGGCCUUGUUACCAAACCGUAUGAGCCCUCGCCACUCCUCAACCACCUCUAAGGCCGUGGAAAGAGAAGAGACUGGCAGUGGAAGGUUCCAUUAUCCAAACCCUUAGUAUUCAUGAUGGGAGAUACCACAUCUCCAACAGACGGGGGGAGGGAGGCUCAGACUUUCAGUUCACAGCCUGUUUCCUUCCUUCAAAGCACUUCCGAUCUGGUGGAUGAAAUGGAGGGAUGGCGGGAGAAAACCCCCCUGAAGUCAAUAAGCUAAUGGGCCGUUCAAGGGCAGUACGAAACAAGGCAGCAGUAGACUCUUUUCAAGUUGUUUAUUCCGUAACUAAUCUCACAUCUCUUUUGUAUCAGCUAUUCUUCCUUCCCUGGGGGUCAACUCCCAUUUCAGACUGUGUAUGUCCCAAAUGUUACCAUAUUCCCUAUAUAGUGCACUACUUUUGACCAGAGCCAUAUGGGCCCUGGUUCAAAAGUAGUGCUCUAUAAAGGGAAUAGGGUUCCAUUUGGGAUGACAACCACUGACACUUUCCAGCUGUCUCUGCUUUCUCAUCUCGUGAUCCCUCAUUCGAAAUGGGUCUAAAUGGCACACACCUGUUUGGCUGCUUGUGUUUGGAACGAGCUGAUCCUAGAUCAUCGUGAACUCACUUGGUGCCACCUUGAAGAUGUAUGUGCCCUGACCUCCAAACAGGCCAUGGAGAGUCCCAAGUGACCAUUUCUAUGUCAUGUCUCACUGUGGAAAUGCUAUCCUGUUUGUAAAAAAAUCUUUUUUUCUGACGUUGAACCUCUGUUUUCCUUUUUCUUUGUUACCACCUAAGAUGGGAAUAUUGGUGUAUAUAAAACAGCCGACAGAGAAAACAAGCUCUAUUUCUUGCCAUGUAGAGGCUUCUCUAACAUUUUUAAUUGAAGACAUUCAUCCGAUGAAAACAAGAAAAGCACUCCGAAGUCCUUCCACAGGAAAAUAACCGAGGAUGGACUUGGAGAAUGUGAAAACCGUUAAAGGGCAUAUUUAACCUAAGUGUACUGACCAUCCACACCGCAACCUCCCCUCUCUCCCCCAAUGUUUUGUCAAGAAGGUUGGAUCACAUGCAUCUCGCAACUCAUAGGCCCCCUAUAAAGGAUUAAGUCAAAUGCUUUUGAGUUUUCCACUGCAUCAAGUAAACAUGUUGUGGUCUAGAACAGUAAAUCAGAAAGUCAAAGUUGAGGAAUCUUUAUUUUAAAUUGGGGUUUGUAUGAAGAUUUUUUUUAGGAACUUGCAUUUUUAUCAUAUUUGGAACUCUUCUAAACUGUAAUAAUUGUGUCGAGGCAGUACUGUUUGUUGGGGGGGGAGAACAUUUUUAGAGUUGUCACUGGUGCUCUUAGUUAAUAUCUCUUAAAGAUCAACUUAAUAGUAGGGGGAGCCUUAGGUUUGAAGAGGGGUUGGGGUAAAUUUCAUUUCAGUUUUGGAAGUGAACUGAAAUUUCCAUUUUCAAUGGAGUUUUAGUUUACUUCCUGAAUUGAAAUGGGGAUAACCGAAACCCUGGUUUGAAGUGCCAACAACUUUUUCGGAGGUGGACUGAGUUGAGAGAUGAGGUGACCGAAGCCUGUUUGUCAGUCCUAUUCACAGACCUGUUUGCAUUUCAAACCAUGCACUCCAGUUUCUAUUCUUACAUGCAUCGUCCACCAUUUGUAUUUCAUAUUGUAUAAUAUGGCUGUCAAUAUACAAAGAGAUUUUAGAGGUUUUUAGAGCAUUAGUACUUUUAUUUUUGUCCAUUUUUAACCAGCAACUAAGCCUACCUGUACAUUCAAUAGAUAUUCUCUAUCUUUUGUCAAAGUGAACUCUACAUUUAGGUAAAAUUGCCCUUUAUAUUAAAAGUGCUGCAUAUUGUGUGCAUAUUGAUUUAAAACGGGGUGGAGAAUGUUGACUCUUCUUGAAGAUUUUCUUUUUUAAAGAACCAACCAGUUCUACACAUCUCUUAAUAACUUCAUCACAAUAUCUGUUUUUAUUUAUUCAUAUUGCUGAAAAUAUUACAUUUUUUAGUAAAUGUAAGAGGAAACAUAACUGGGGAAAAAUACUAUGUUUUUAACAGAUUGUGGCAACUCUUAAGAGAUCCUUUUUUGUACUUGAUAGGACAUUUCAUCCAAGAUAAUAAAGUCAUGUUUUUGACAUUGA